UGCGCCCCCGUGGCCCGCGUGGCCCCCGUGGCCCCCGAGCCAGGCCCGUCGCCUCCCGCGCUCCGCCGCCGCCGCCGCCUGGUCGCCGGCCCUGCCAUGUCCUGGGCCGUGGUCUUCGGCCUCCUGGCCGCGCUGCUGCUGCUGCUGCUGCUGCUGAGCCGCCGGCGCACGCGGCGGCCUGGCGAGCCUCCCCUGGACCUGGGCAGUAUCCCCUGGCUGGGCUACGCCUUGGAGUUUGGAAAAGAUGCUGCCAGCUUCCUCACUAGGAUGAAGAAGAAGCAUGGUGAUAUCUUUACUGUGCUGGUGGGGGGCAGGUAUGUCACUGUCCUCCUGGACCCACACUCCUACGACAUGGUGGUCUGGGAGCCUCGCACCAGGCUGGACUUCCAUGCCUACGCCGUCUUCCUCAUGGAGAGGAUUUUUGAUGUGCAGCUUCCACAUUACAGCCCCAGUGAUGAAAAGUCUAAGAUGAAACCGACUCUCCUCCACAAAGAACUCCAGGCACUCACAGAAGCCAUGUAUACCAACCUCCGCACUGUCCUGCUGGGCGACACCAUGGAAGCGGGCAGUGGCUGGCAUGAGAUGGGACUCCUCGAAUUCUCCUACGGCUUCCUGCUCAGAGCCGGCUACCUGACUCUGUAUGGCGUCGAGGCACCGCCACACACCCAGGAGAGCCAGGCCCAGGACCGCGUCCACUCAGCCGACGUCUUCCACACCUUCCGCCAGCUCGACCUGCUGCUCCCCAAACUGGCACGUGGCUCCCUGUCAGUGGGGGAUAAGGACCAGGUGUGCAGGGUCAAAGGUCGCCUGUGGAAGCUGUUGUCCCCAGCCAGGCUGGCCAGCCGAGCCCACCGGAGCAAAUGGCUGGAGAGUUACCUGCUGCACCUGGAGGAGAUGGGCGUGUCGGAGGAGAUGCAGGCACGGGCUCUGGUGCUGCAGCUCUGGGCCACACAGGGGAACAUGGGUCCUGCUGCCUUCUGGAUCCUGCUCUUCCUCCUCAAGAACCCCAAGGCCCUGGCUGCCGUGCGUGGAGAGCUUGAGCCUAUCCUUUCUCAAGCAGAGCAGCCCAUUUCGCAGAUGACCACCCUCCCACAGAAGGUUUUGGACAGCAUGCCUGUGCUCGACAGCGUGCUGAGUGAGAGCCUCAGGCUCACUGCUGCACCCUUCAUCACCCGUGAGGUCGUGGCAGACCUGGCCUUGCCCAUGGCAGAUGGGCGGGAAUUCACCCUGCGACAUGGUGACCGCCUCCUCCUCUUCCCCUUCCUGAGUCCCCAGAAGGACCCAGAGAUCUACACAGACCCAGAGGUAUUUAAAUACAACCGAUUCCUGAACCCUGAUGGAUCAGAGAAGAAAGACUUUUACAAGGAUGGGAAGCGACUGAAGAAUUACAGCAUGCCGUGGGGAGCAGGGCACAACCAGUGCCUGGGCAGGGGUUACGCCAUCAGCAGCAUCAAGCAAUUCGUGUUCCUUGUGCUGGCGCUCUGUGACCUGGAGCUGAUCAGCCCGGACGUGGAGAUGCCCGAGUUUGACCUCAGCAGGUACGGCUUCGGGCUGAUGCAGCCAGAACACGACGUGCCCGUCCGUUACCGCAUCCGGCCCUGAGCUCUGGGGCAGACGGGGCUCCACACACCCAGCCUGCCCCCAGUUGCCCAACGUUCUGUGCCUGCGUUUGGCCCGCGUGCAGAGCUUUGAACACCCAACGGUGCCGGCAUAACCCCUUCCCUGCUUUUUUUUCAGAAGGCUGUGCCUGGGGGCGGGGGGGAAAGAUGGGGAGCAAAGACAGCAAACCUUCUACGGGUUAUCUGCUGCAAGGGUUAAGUUCCCAAAUGAGACUUUCCGCUCCCAGCUCCUCUUGCUCCUCUCACCUUUGUGAUAUCACUAAAGAUAGGGCAGACAGGGCAGAACCACGAGACCCCACUGCUCUGCCCCCAGCCCCCGAGGAGCUGCCGUCCAAGGCCCUGACAGGGGUGUGGUCCGGGCCCUUACCAGUCAGAGCAGGUACUGGCCAUGAAAAGACCAUGUGGGGCCUAGCAGGGUGUCUGUUGAAAUAAAUUCUGUCCCCAAAUUAUUAUUAAACUACCUAAAGCCAAAGAGUCCCUUAGAAUAGCUGCUUUCCUGGUGCGCCACUCACUAGACACUUCCCACAUCUCUGUGUUCACACCGACCCUUGAGAAGACGCAAGAGGGCUUCCCGUGGCAGGUGCGUCCCUGGUGGUGCGGAUGCUGGGCUCUGGGGAGCAGGCUUCUCUGCAUUAGAGUUACAGGCUCCGGAUGGGGUGGGUUUUCCCAGAGCUGGGACUCAUGCAGGGAAUUAGCAAGACACAGCCCUGAUGGGAUGGCCCCAGUCAAAGAAAGCAGCCCGGGCUCCUGGAACUGGUUAAGCCAAAGAAGAGGAGGUGUUGGUUUCCUCCAUUGUAGCUCAGAAACUCCAGCUGUGGGCAUGGCCAGAUUGCAAACCUGUUUUAUUUGGCCUACAUUUAUAAAAAAAAUACAUUCAUGUUAUCUUGUCAUCUUUGGAAGAGUUGAUUCAAACUGCCCAGCUUCUCUUGAAAACUUGAAAGAUCUGUCCACACUGGGCCCAUAUUCACAAGGGCGACCAUUGGCCAGAGCUGAGUAGCAGCUGCCUCCCUCAUCUGGGGCCUGUGCAUUCUGGUUCACCCGGAUUUCUACUUGGUCUGCUUUUCCAUUCACACUACCUUCUGUGCCCCAAAGGCACCCAAGUUUGAGAACCCUGUUCCUACUCUUAGAGGUGAUGUUGUAGGAGGUGCUGGGAACCUGCUGAUUGGUUCUCAGACCAAUGAUCCAUCCUAUCUUGCGUGAACCACACGUUAAUCAAACAGAUCAGUGAUGAAAACUUGCCUUUGCCUCAGCUUUAGGGGAAAAAAAAACAAAAACAGAUCAAAGAGAAGAAUUGCCUGGAAAACCUUAUUGUGGUGAUAAGUAGUAUUAUCAGUGUUAGGUCCUAUUAAGGACCCUCUAAAUGCCUGUGACAGGAAUAGUAGAUAUAGUAUUUCUACUUUUCAUGGCAUCUUUGCGAAGAGAGGAUGGUUAUGCCCUCUUUACGGAUGAGGAAAUGGGCUCAGAGAGGUGAAGUGACUUGCCCAGGGUCACACAGCUUGUAAGCUGAUAGAAUUUCGCAAACAGACUUACUGUCCCAGUAGAAAUGCUAGAUGGGCAGCUUCGUGCUCUUUGGGCUCAGGGGGGUGGUGGAGGGGCAGUUCUGUUUGGCAUCAGAGAGCUGACAGAGCCAGAGGCACCCAUGGGUGGAUGCAUCUCACGAGAUGUAGACACAUCUACACACACACAGCUAGGUCCCUGUAGCUUUAGCUGGAGGGAGGAGAGAGAACCUGAGAUCUCUGAAUGUUCCAGGGGCUAGUCUCGUCUCGGAGUGGCACUGGGGCUUGGGGCCUUCCCUGCCCUCAGCCUCCAGGCGGCCCCAGGAUUCCCAGACAGACACUGUGAUUGGCAGGAGACAGGAUAUCCCCAGGGAAACCCAUCUUCACGCCUGGGUGACCCCUGCUGCCGCCUGCUUCUUAACUCUACAGGAAAUCAGGGCUGGCAGCCUCCUGUGGGAGGAUGGAGCUGGUUUCCAUGGUAACCCUCAGCAGCCUCAUCCUGGCUUGGAAGGGAAGGAAGGAGGCCGGCAGAAAUAGCUCCAGGAAGAUCUCUUGUGCGUGGCUGCUACCCUGAUGUACUGGGGAAAAGCCCUUCUGAUUUUCCCCUUCCAAAUCAGGGCUGCUGUGUCACUGAGGCUAGAUUCUCACCUGUGUUCCAAAAAGGGCCCAUUCCCUUUAAAGGUGACACCUCCUUGGAGCCAAAAUCAUUAGGAAGAGACGAUUCUCCCACCAAGCAGCUCCAGCUGGUAUCGGAGAUAUUGAAGUACAGCUUGGCAGACAAUGCUUUAAACCCACCCUUGUUUUUAAUCUUUAUUCUUUUUUCUUUUCUUCCUUCUUUUAAAAAUAUAAGCUAUAGAGAAAAGGAGAGCUGAGUAGGUUAGCUCUUUGCUCCAGAUUAUUUAGGAAUGUACCCAGACAUCAUUGUAUUUCUUCAUACUUGGCUUUAGAAUCACAAAAUUGCAGGACCUAUGUCAGAAAUACUGUUAGGUUGACCUCAUGGAGUCUUUCUUUACCAUGACCAUGAUUAUUAUUUUUUGCUAUAGUUUGUAUGGUUGUUUACCAGAUAUUUUCCUUUAAACAGUGUCGUUUUUUAAACUUAAAUUUGUUUAAAAAGUGGACUUUUUUUCCGCUGCCGGUAACUAACAACACGUAUCACUUGCUGCCAGAAAUAGAAAGUGACUGUGAAAAGUAAAUUUGCUGGGGAGGGGUCCUCUGUGCUUGUGUCACAGAGGCUCAGAGCCUGGGCUCUGUCUCUUCUCUGUUACAAAAUGAAACAAACAAGUGCUGGAGUGGCGUUAAGACCAUGUGAGCACUACCCUGAGACUCUGUCCUUGACAAUCAUGGGGUGAAAGGCACAGGAAGAGUAAGCUGCCCACCGCAUGGGCGUGCGUUACGCCUGGUGUGAGGGCCACCCAGGGUCCCCUCCUAGCACCAGUGGGUUCCGCCCACAGUAAGCUGGGGACAUCCCACCUGCCCAUUCCCCAGGUGGAGAAACAGGCUCGGGGAGUGGAAUUGGCCCCAUGUCCUUGAUUUGGAUGUUUGUUGUUGUUUUUUAAAGAUGGUGUUUCGUGAGCAGCAGUGACUGUUCCGCCUUGCUGUUUUAAUAAAGAAUUCUAUUUUUGUAUAAUAUCGUCAAGUGGAAAUGUGCGGAAAUAUAUUAAAUCAUCCUUGUUUGUGGAA
Molecule: messenger RNA, 4795 nt
Organism: Hippopotamus amphibius kiboko
Lineage: Eukaryota; Metazoa; Chordata; Mammalia; Artiodactyla; Hippopotamidae
Gene: PTGIS
Product: prostaglandin I2 synthase
Exons: 10
Coding region: 97-1602 (501 amino acids)
Biological process (GO): prostaglandin biosynthetic process
Molecular function (GO): monooxygenase activity; prostaglandin-I synthase activity; oxidoreductase activity, acting on paired donors, with incorporation or reduction of molecular oxygen
Source: RefSeq, a predicted model, not a curated record